Molecule: messenger RNA, 2708 nt
Organism: Pogona vitticeps (central bearded dragon)
Lineage: Eukaryota; Metazoa; Chordata; Lepidosauria; Squamata; Agamidae
Source: RefSeq, a predicted model, not a curated record
GGUGACAAAGUUCUACCAGCAUGUCCUGGCCUUGGAAUUUGCUGUUAACGAGAUCAAUGGAAAUCCUGCAAUCUUGCCCAAUGUUACCCUCGGUUUCCAUAUCUAUGACAGCUACAACGAUAAGAGGAUGACUUACGAUGCCACGCUGAACUUGCUUUUCAAAUCAGAGAGAUUUGUUCCGAACUAUGAAUGUGGCCCUAAAAGAAAUUUGCUGGCUGUGAUUGGAGGACUGGGUUCAGGUAUCUCGUUCUGCAUGGCAGACCUCGUAGGUCUGUACAAAAUUCCCACAGCUGACGUAUGGCUCAUUGGCCCCAGAAGGGAAUAACGAGACACAUGUGUAUUCCUUUUACCGCAUGGUUCCGAAUGAAGCCCAUCAGUAUGUAGGGAUGAUUUCGUUAUUUCAGCAUUUUGGGUGGACUUGGGUUGGGCUUUUUGCUGGGGAUGAUGAGAAUGGAAACCGUUUUUUGGAAGUUCUGGAGCAGCUGCUUCAUCACCAUAAGAUGUGUUCUGCUUUCACACAAAGGAUCCCGAACCAAAUAGAUAUGUCUGCUUUUAAGGAAGUCCUCAGUGUGAUCUUCAACAGCCGUCUACAUUGGAUGCAUACCAGAGCCAGUGUAUUUAUCAUCUAUGGAGAAGCAUUGACUUUAAUGUGGCUGGCUGCUUUCAUGAACAUAGCAGAAAACGAAUAUAUCCAAAACAAACUUGGUGGAAGAGUGUGGGUCACGACAGCCCAGGUUCAUUUUGCCAUUACGAGUGUUACAAGGCACUGGCAUUUCGAAAUAUUCCAAGGCACCAUUUCCUUCACAGUUCAUGCCAAUCAGCCUCCGGGAUUUCGGGAAUAUAUUCAGAACUUAAACCCAGAUCAGACACAAAGUGAUGGCUUUCUCAAAGACUUCUGGGAGCAAGCGUUUGACUGCUACUUUCCAAACCCAAAUCUGCCGAAGGAGGACUAUAACAUCUGUACCUGGCAGGAGAAGUUGGACCACCUUCCUUGGUUAAUUUUUGAAACUGACAUGACUGGCCACAGUUACAGCAUCUACAAUGCUGUCUAUGUAGUGGCACAUGCUUUGCAUGCCUUGGGCUCAUCUAGAUCCAGCCACAGAAAAACGAAGAAGGGUGAGCUGCAACAGGAUCUCCAGCCUUGGCAGCUGCAUAGAUUUCUUCAAGGCGUUUCCUUUAACAACACAGCUGGAGAAAAACUCUCUUUUAAUGGAGGCAGAGAAAUAAUUGCCGGGUUUGAUAUUACAAACAUAUUUAUCUUUGCCAACAACUCAUUCCUAAAAAGAAAUAUUGGAAAGGUGAUGGCCAAAAACUCAUCCUUUGAAGGAACAGAAUUCAUCAUUCAUGAGGAUAAAAUGUUAUGGCACAGACGUUUUAACCAGGUGGCUCCGCUUUCUCUGUGCAGUGAUCCCUGCCUACCUGGUUCUCACAAGAGAAAAAAAGAAGGGGAGAAAUUUUGCUGCUACAAUUGCUCUCCAUGUCCAGAAGGGAAGAUUUCUAAUGGGAAAGAUAUGGAUGACUGCACAACAUGUCCAGAAGACCAGUAUCCAAGCAAGAGCAAAAGCGGUUGUAUCCCCAAAACUGUGACCUUUUUCUCUCACAAAGAACCUUUAGGAAUCAGCUUAGCCUUGGUUGCUGUUUCACUGUCCGUCCUCACGGCCUUUGUCUUAGGAACGUUUGUGAAGCACAAAGAUAGCCCCAUCGUCAAAGCCAACAACCGAAAGCUCACCUACGUUCUUCUCAUCACCCUCCUGUUCUGUUUCCUCUCUUCCUUGUUAUUCGUUAAAAAACCUGGAAAAGUGGCAUGUCUUCUCCGGCAAGUUGCUUUUGGAAUUAUUUUCUCUGUCACCCUUUCUUGCGUGUUGGCCAAAACGAUUACUGUGGUUAUGGCUUUCAUGGCCAUCAAGCCAGGGUCCAGGAUGAGGAAAUGGACAGGGAAAAGAGUAGCCACUAUCAUUGUCCUUUCUUGCUCUCUUCUUCAAGUGGGGAUCUGUGCUCUCUGGCUGGGAACCUCUCCUCCAUUCCCAGAGUUAGACAAGCACUCAGUUGCUGAAGAAAUCCUUCUGCAGUGUAAUGAAGGAUCUGUCACCAUGUUUUGUCUCGUUCUUGGAUACAUUGGACUUCUGUCCAUCAUCAGCUUCCUGGUGGCUUUCCUAGCCAGGAAGUUGCCUGACGCUUUUAAUGAAUCCAAGUUCAUCACCUUCAGCAUGUUGAUUUUUUGCAGUGUUUGGUUAUCAUUUGUCCCAUCCUAUUUUAGCACCAAAGGGAAAUACAUGGUAGCUGUAGAGAUCUUCUCCAUCUUAGCCUCUGGUGCUGGGCUGCUGUGUAGCAUCUUUUCCCCAAAAUGCUAUAUUAUUUUACUGAGGCCAGAGAUGAACAACAGGGAACAACUAAUGAAGAGGAAGCGUGGAAGGAUUUGAACAUCGUAUGGGCUGGGUGUGAAAAAUAGUAGGGACAUUCUCACAAGAAAAUACUUCAGGGAGCUUGUUAAACUCCGCUUCAAAUAUGAGAUUAACUUUACUAACUUUAAAGGAAAAUCUAAAACAGAGAAGAACUCAUGGUUUCCUUUCCUACACCUCUCCCCAACACCCUUUCUCCUUUCCUUUACAGACCGACAAUCAUUUACAAGAACUAUUAAACAUAUUUAUAUACUGUAUAGCGUAACUUUAUUCCCUGUUUGCCAGGGUUUUGUAUUUGCGCCUGGAAAA